Messenger RNA from Monoraphidium neglectum, 360 nucleotides. Its product is annotated as DNA topoisomerase I. The record is from RefSeq and is a predicted model, not a curated record. The coding region runs from base 1 to 360 and encodes 119 amino acids. Gene Ontology annotation, cellular component: nucleolus; chromosome. Gene Ontology annotation, molecular function: DNA topoisomerase type I (single strand cut, ATP-independent) activity; DNA binding. Gene Ontology annotation, biological process: DNA replication; chromosome segregation; DNA topological change. The transcript has 5 exons. NCBI's taxonomy places the organism in Eukaryota, Viridiplantae, Chlorophyta, Chlorophyceae, Sphaeropleales, Selenastraceae.
AUGGGCAAGAUGUCCGCCAAGCUCGAGGCCAUCCGCGGGGAGCUGCAGACCCUGGAGUCUGACCUGCUGCUGGCGCGCAAGGGCAAGCCCACCAGCGAGGGCAAGAACGUUUCGGCUGAGACCCUGGAGAAGCGCGUGGCCUCCAAGCGCACCCAGCUGGCCAAGGCUGAGCUGGCGGCUGCUGUGAAGGAGGACCUCAAGACCGUGGCCCUGGGCACCAGCAAGAUCAACUACAUGGACCCCCGCAUCACAAUAGCAUGGUGCAAGAGGAACGAGGUGCCCAUAGAGAAGGUGUUCAACAAGAGCCUGCUGUCAAAGUUCCACUGGGCCAUGGACGUGGACUGGCAGUUCAGGUUCUGA